This is a messenger RNA of Anopheles darlingi, 3345 nucleotides long. RefSeq names its product epoxide hydrolase 4-like. Gene Ontology annotation, molecular function: hydrolase activity. Bases 1773 to 3038 code for a protein of 421 amino acids. The record is from RefSeq and is a predicted model, not a curated record. The transcript is spliced from 6 exons. NCBI's taxonomy places the organism in Eukaryota, Metazoa, Arthropoda, Insecta, Diptera, Culicidae.
AGGGCCACGGUUGCUCCUCGGUACACUGCACCACAAUUGCACCGUAAUUAAUUUAAUUAGCUCCGGAUACCGUCGGACCAGUCGUCGGUGUCGUGUCACAGGUCGUGCAUAUUUAGCAUAAACUCGUGAAGCCGCUGCUCGUCGGGCUGGUGGCCCCCAAAAAUCCAAAUCCAUCAAAUCCAAAUGGAUAGUGCGUGAACUGAGUCGACUGCGCGUGACCUACAUUCGUGCGUGUAUUUCGGUAACCUGCAUUAGAGGAAAGGGCAUAGCCACGUGGUGGUACCCCAAAAACCGUCCCAACUCCCAGUGGCCAGUGACGUAGCAUAAACCCUUCACCGUGGAGUGUUCGACUGUGGCCUAGGUUGGACUUUCAACCCUAGGAGUACCCGGCCCACCACCCUAGCAUAUCGCGCCAUCAUCAUCAUCAUCAUCAUCGCCAAGUGAUGUGCGUCGCGUGUGCACCGCAGCAGCGCAGAGGCAUGACAUAAUUUGUAUGUUGUUUGCUUUCUUAUGCUGCUCGGGGGGAGAAGACGACCAAGAAGAAGGCGACCCUGCUGCAAACACACAUACAAACACCAUUUAUGUUCGACUGCGUGUGUGCGUGCGAGUGUUUUUUGGUUGCGAGAGGGAUAGAGAUAAGAUCAUUUAUGCUGUGCAUGCUGUGGCCGCAAGGGCGAAUCUCGAAGAAGGGGUGCAUGCAGUGUGCGAGUGGUGGUGUUGCAGCCGAUGUUUUGGUGCGUCGUGUUCUGGACGAGAAAACGAUAGUGAAAGGUGUAUAGAAUAUCAUUGUUUUUCCCUCGGUCGGCCUUGCAAUCCAUUCAUCCUGCCUCUGGUGGUGGUCCAAUGGCGUCGUAGCAUCCCUUCGGUUUGGUCCUAGCUAGGCACGUAGCCAGGAGUGGAUGCUGCUGCUGCUACUGCUGCUGCGGUGCGUGAUAGUUAGUAAAUUCGUCGUGAUAAGGAUUCGCCCUGCUGACUCCUGUGGCGGUGGUGUUGCUGGUGUUGCUGCUGCUGUUAUUCGAUGCAUAUUGUCUCAAUCGUCGUCGGUUAUCGCCAGCGACCGCAGACCGAGUGUACGCUGAGAUGCUAGAGGUUAAUCGAGUUUCGCCUGGACUCUAGACAUCGCGAGAGGUCGCGUGUUGCCGACGACGCGAACAGAUAGAACAACGAAACGGACCGCGUCCAACAACAGUCGCGCAACCGGAACGUGUCGGAGCCCGAACAGUUCUUCUAGUUAGUGAGCUAAGCUAGAAGGUUUUAAGGAAAGAAACUGGAUUUGAGUUAAAUCUGCCUCUGGCAGCAAGGUGUCUGGACGUGUGUUCAACCGUGACGCCCCUACAACCCGAGCAGGCGCGCGUGUGUUCUAGUGAGUGGACAGGGCACGAGGCAAGGUGCAAAAAGAGGAGUGCAGCACGGACAGUGAGCUUCCUCGCGCGGUUUCUUAUCUCCCUUUCGUACGAUUGCAAGCCCGGUCUCCGUCAUUCCGGUGCGAUUGUGACGCACGCUCCGGUCGGUGGUUCCGUACAACGUUGUGGUGGCGGCUUCACGCUCGCUCCAGCGCACCUUGCUGAACCUGGUGAUGCGAUGUUUCACCAGAAGCAUCGGUAUCAAGCGCAACAGUAGACGGCAGCAGCAAUUACUCUCAUUCAGUCCGGCUGACAUCAGCGUUCGAGGAUCAGUGAGCAAACCAUGUGCAACGUGGUACGGUGCGGUUGAUAGAAACGUGAACAACAUAUCUAGGACUGGACACUAGUCAAUCGAAUUGGCGUGGGAACAUGGGGGGCCAGAAGCAGCACGAUUACGAUACACUGCAAGUGGUACCAAAGUCGGAAAUUGCGAAAAUCUACAUCCGAUGUCUGCUGGCGAACUUUGUGAUACUGCUCAAGUGGCUGUACGAGAGUGUCAAGUGCAAACUGAACCCGGCUGCUAUCAUGCGCAAAACCAUCGAGCGAACCGACUUCCCGAACAAACCUCCGAUCUUCAUGACCGACACCAAUCUCGGGCGCCAUUCUUACGUGAAGCUGGAGAACACUAAACUCCACUUCGUAGAGGCGGGCAACAGAAGCAAUCCAAUUGUGCUGCUCCUGCACGGAUUUCCCGACUGUUGGUUCGGGUGGCGAUACCAGAUACCGGAGCUCACGCAAUACUUCCACGUUAUCGCGCUGGAUUUGAAGGGAUUUAAUGACUCGGACAAACCGCAAUGGCGCUUCGAGUACACGCCGAAACGGGUAUGCGAGGAUCUUCGGAAGUUUCUGAUCGCCAUCAGCGCCAAAAGCGUGUCCAUCAUUGGACAUGAUCUCGGCGCGACCAUAGGAUGGUUCUUCACGCACACCAAUCCGGAGAUGGUGGACAAAUUCGUUUGCGUAUCGACACCUCAUCCGAAUCUGCUGUGGGACAAUUUGCCCAGCAGUUCUCCGUUCAACCGUAAUUGGCUCGAGUUCAUACAGUUACCGAUGUUGCCGGAGAUGGAACUCAAACACACCGCAGAGCGUGUGCUGCGUCGGUGCUAUCCGCACGUCACGAAAGAGAAGCUGUAUCAAUCCGGAACGAACGGAUCGGUUAAAAACAAUCUGAUGGAGGCAUACAAGUACAGCUACAGCCAGACGGAUGACUGGCGGGGGCCAUUGAAUUACUACCGGAACUUUCUGUUCUAUCGGGUGCGCGAAGGCGAGAUGGUUCAGUGUCCCAGCCUCAUAAUCGCCGGGAAUGACGAUCGAUUCUACAAACUGGAGUCGGUUGUGAAGAGUUCGGAGUACUGUGAGAACGUUGUGCUCAAGAUAAUCGAACAGUCCGGCCGGGCACCACACCAAGAGAUGGCAACCGAAUUUAACAGCACGGUGCUCAAAUUUCUCAUUGGCAAGAAGUACUCCCAGAAACCAGCGGAAGCACCAUCGCCGCCAUCGAGGGGUCUGGUUGGGCGCGUGUUCGGCGGCAUCGGCUCGGUGGCGAACAAUACGGUCAAGCUCGGGAACAACCUGCGAGAAACGUACACUUUCUCUAACCCGUUGAGUAGUGUUCCCAACUUUAUGAUCAAAGGAUAAGUGGGAUCGAACGCGGAAAUACCAAACUGCUUAUGCAUCUACUUCUCGGGGAAAACAGUCGAACCGGCAGCGAAUCUGUAUAAAAUUCUUAAUUUAAACUUUUUGUAGUAACCUAAGUUUGUGUGCGUGUAACGUUUUUGGGGCGGGCGUGUGCAGUUUUUGUGUGAAAUGCAAUGAGUUUGAGGGGCUUUUUAAGCGUUGUGUGUCCAUUCCAGUAGUCCAGUCGAAUAUGAACAGAGCGAAUACGAAUUAGUUCCUAUCUUUAAUUGAUUAUCAGGGCAAAUAGAAAGCUAUGGUUUUAAUAAAG